GGUCUGAGGAAGGAGGCUGGGUGGGAAUCAUAGGUCCCGAAGGGCAGAGCAGGCCCUCACCUCUUUGCUGGCUCCCAGGGCACCUCCAGGUGGCAAGAGCUGCCCACUCGGCACCAUGAGCACCAGCAUCGGCCCAGAAGCUGCCCCCAAACCGAGUGCCAAGUCCAUUUAUGAGCAGCGGAAGCGGUACUCCACGGUGGUGAUGGCGGAUGUGUCCCAGUAUCCCGUCAAUCACUUGGUGACGUUCUGCCUGGGCGAGGAGGAUGGCGUGCACACGGUGGAGGACGCCUCGAGGAAGCUGGCCGUCAUGGACAGCCAGGGCCGCGUCUGGGCCCAGGAGAUGCUGCUGCGCGUGUCUCCCGACCACGUCACGCUGCUUGACCACGUCUCCAAGGUGCCAGUG
This is a messenger RNA of Myotis brandtii (Brandt's bat), 403 nucleotides long. RefSeq names its product epidermal growth factor receptor kinase substrate 8-like protein 1. The annotation marks the transcript as partial. Lineage: Eukaryota; Metazoa; Chordata; Mammalia; Chiroptera; Vespertilionidae. Gene Ontology annotation, biological process: regulation of Rho protein signal transduction; positive regulation of ruffle assembly; Rho protein signal transduction. The transcript is spliced from 4 exons. Gene Ontology annotation, molecular function: actin binding. Gene Ontology annotation, cellular component: plasma membrane; vesicle; ruffle membrane. The record is from RefSeq and is a predicted model, not a curated record.